Lactuca sativa (garden lettuce) is the source of this 1729-nucleotide messenger RNA. Its product is annotated as 1-deoxy-D-xylulose 5-phosphate reductoisomerase, chloroplastic. Gene Ontology annotation, biological process: isoprenoid biosynthetic process. The record is from RefSeq and is a predicted model, not a curated record. Lineage: Eukaryota; Viridiplantae; Streptophyta; Magnoliopsida; Asterales; Asteraceae. Gene Ontology annotation, molecular function: protein binding; manganese ion binding; NADPH binding.
UCCAUGAAUAGUAGACUCCCCACCCUCUCCCCAUAAACAGAACCAGUUUUCCCCUGUAUAGUAUGCGUUUCUCGAAAUACCUCUACGCACUAGCUUAAUCUCUCACUUUCUAAUCCGAAAUUUUUGUGUAUCAAGCUUUUGUUAAGUUCAUAAUCUACUGAAUUCGAAAGAAUUCAUACAAAAAUGUCUUUGAAUUUUCUAUCUCCAUUGCAAUCCAAAGUAAUCGCUUUCUCCGACACCUCCAUAUCCCAAACCCACCUUCUCAAGCUCCAAGGCGGGUUUUCGUUUAAGAGAAAAGAUGUUAAGGUAGUAAUUGGAAAGGGGGUUCGAUGUUCAGCGCAGCCUUCGCCACCACCGGCGUGGCCAGGGACGGCUCUUGUGGACCCUGGGACUAAGAAUUGGAACGGCCCUAAACCUAUCUCAAUUGUGGGAUCUACUGGUUCGAUUGGUACUCAGACACUUGAUAUUGUUGCUGAAAACCCCGAUAAAUUUAGAGUUGUGGCACUUGCUGCCGGCUCAAACGUGACGCUUCUCGCUGAACAGGUGAAGACAUUCAAACCUCAAUUAGUUUCAAUUAGAAACGAAUCUUUGGUUGAAGAACUCAAAGAAGCUUUAGCUGAUGCUGAUUACAUGCCCGAAAUUAUUCCCGGAGAGCAAGGUGUAAUUGAGGUUGCCCGUCAUCCUGAUUGUGUGACCGUAGUCACCGGCAUAGUUGGUUGUGCUGGUUUAACGCCCACAGUUGCUGCCAUUGAAGCAGGAAAAAACAUAGCUUUAGCUAAUAAAGAAACCCUAAUUGCCGGAGGCCCAUUUGUCCUUCCUCUUGCACAUAAACAUAACGUAAAGAUUCUUCCUGCAGAUUCAGAACAUUCUGCUAUCUUUCAGUGUAUUCAAGGCUUCCCUGAAGGUGCUCUAAGGCGUAUAAUCUUAACUGCAUCUGGAGGUGCUUUUAGGGAUUGGCCAGUUGAAAAACUAAAAGAUGUAAAAGUAGCCGAUGCGUUAAAGCAUCCUAACUGGAGCAUGGGGAAAAAAAUCACCGUGGAUUCAGCUACACUUUUCAACAAGGGUCUCGAAGUUAUUGAAGCUCACUAUCUAUACGGCUCAGACUAUGAUAAUAUCGAAAUUGUUAUUCACCCUCAAUCUAUCAUUCACUCAAUGGUCGAGACACAGGACUCGUCGGUUCUAGCACAAUUAGGUUGGCCCGACAUGCGUAUACCGAUUCUUUACACAUUAUCUUGGCCCGAUAGAAUACCCUGCUCUGAAGUCACAUGGCCCCGCCUUGAUCUUUGCAAGUUGGGAUCACUUACAUUCAAAGCUCCGGAUAAUGUCAAAUACCCGUCGAUGGAUUUGGCUUAUUCGGCCGGGCGAGCUGGUGGCACGAUGACCGGAGUCCUUAGCGCCGCUAACGAGAAAGCCGUUGAGAUGUUCAUCGAUGAAAAGAUUAGUUACUUGGAUAUAUUUAAGGUUGUGGAGCUAACAUGUGAGAAGCAUCAAGAGGAAUUGGUGACGGCGCCUUCCUUAGAGGAAAUCAUACAUUAUGAUCUGUGGGCCCGGGAAUAUGCUGCCAGUGUGAAACCGACGUCGACAUCGCCGACUCCUGUGGGUGUUGUAUGAGUAAAUAGAUUUGAUGUUGCAAUGUUUACAUGGGAUAUGAAUGGAAUCCCUUGUAAUGUUUUAAUGGGGAAGGGUGUAAUAAAUUUAAAAUUAUAAAAAGGCCAACACUUUUUUAAUA